Molecule: messenger RNA, 990 nt
Organism: Penicillium digitatum Pd1
Lineage: Eukaryota; Fungi; Ascomycota; Eurotiomycetes; Eurotiales; Aspergillaceae
Product: intradiol ring-cleavage dioxygenase
Biological process (GO): catechol-containing compound metabolic process
Molecular function (GO): catechol 1,2-dioxygenase activity; ferric iron binding
Source: RefSeq, a predicted model, not a curated record
AUGGAUCCCUCCAAAGUCAAGAUCCCACCAAUGAAAGAUCAAACAGUGGACAACAUCACCGACAAUGUAAUCACCAUCAACAGUCUCUGCGAAGACGAGCGCAUGAAAUACAUUCUUGAGCGCCUAGUAACCCAUCUGCACGACUUCGCCCGCGAAACCCGUCUCAGCAGUGACGAAUGGAUGACCGGCCUCCGCUUCCUGACAGAAGUCGGCCAGAUCUGCACAGACGUGAGACAGGAAUUCAUCCUGCUGUCCGACGUGCUCGGACUAUCCAUCCUCGUCGACUCAAUCGACCACCCAAAACCCAAGGGAUCCACUGAGGGAACGGUCCUGGGCCCUUUCCACACGCACGACGCGGUGGAAAUGCCAGCCGGUGAUUCCAUGUCGCAUGAUCCCAAAGGCGAGCCCUUGUUGGUUGUUUGUACUCUGCGGGACUUGCAGGGGUUGCCGGUGGAAGAUGUCAAGAUUGAUAUCUGGGAGACGGAUUCGACGGGACAUUAUGAUGUCCAGUAUGCCGGGAGGAAGAGGCCGGAUGGGAGGUGUGUUAUGCGCUCCGAUCACACGGGCGUCUUUUGGUUUAAGGCGAUUACGCCGGUGCCGUAUCCGAUUCCUCAUGAUGGGCCGGUUGGGAAAUUAUUGAAGAAGUUACAUCGUCAUCCGUAUCGUCCUUCGCAUCUGCAUUUUAUGUUUGAGAAAGAAGGUUAUGACCAUUUGGUAACUGCUCUAUACCUCCGCAACGACCCUUACGAAACCUCAGAUGCUGUCUUCGGCGUCAAGGAUUCCUUGACUGUAGACAUAGGCAAGGCCGACGCUGAGAUUGCUAAGAAAUAUCACGUCGCCGAGGGUCAUCCUCUCCUCACAUAUGACUUCGUGCUUGUGUCCGAUGAAGAGACGAGCAAGCUGCGUGCGCACAAUUCCAAGGUCGCUCUGGACAAGCUUGGCCGGAAAGUCAAGAUUGUCAAUGGGCUGCCUGUGCCGGACCUGGAUUAA